Dimorphilus gyrociliatus is the source of this 1071-nucleotide messenger RNA. NCBI's taxonomy places the organism in Eukaryota, Metazoa, Annelida, Polychaeta, Dinophilidae. The record is from the annotation of a GenBank genome assembly.
CAUCUAUUCUUAGCUUGUCAUGUGACCUUUACAUUUUGGUAGAAACGUGCCUAAUUCAGUGAUUUUACAGAUAUUUACAUCCCUAAACUUAUCCUAAAAAUUGAUUAAAAGAUUUACUACAUUACAUAUUAUUAACGAUAAACAAUAAAAAUGAAAAAGAAGGUACUUUUGAUGGGAAAAAGUGGUUCGGGAAAAACCAGUAUGAGGUCAAUCAUAUUUGCUAAUUAUAUGGCCAGAGAUACAAGACGUUUGGGAGCAACAAUUGAAAUUGAACAUUCGCACGUACGAUUUUUAAAUCUGGUACUAAAUCUCUGGGAUUGCGGAGGGCAACAGGCUUUUAUGGAAAAUUAUUUUCAAGCUCAAAGAGAUAACAUUUUUCGCAGUGUAGAGGUUUUGAUCUACGUCUUUGAUGUUGAGAGCAGAGAAUUGGAAAAGGAUAUCAAUUAUUAUCAAACAUGCCUUGAAGCUCUCUUACAAAAUUCACCAAAUGCUAAAGUUUUUUGUUUAAUUCAUAAAAUGGAUUUAGUUCAAGAUGACCAAAGAAGCAAAAUUUUUACCGAACGAGAGAAUGAUUUGAAAUUACUAUCACAACCAUUAGAUUGUACCUGUUUUGCUACUUCAAUUUGGGACGAAACUCUUUAUAAAGCUUGGUCAUCUAUAGUUUAUCUAUUGAUUCCUAAUGUACGACAAUUGGAAUCCAAGCUAAAUGAAUUCGCAAAUAUUAUUGAUGCUGAUGAAGUUCUUUUAUUUGAGAGAGCGACAUUUUUGGUCAUUUCGUACGUUCAACUGAAAAAGCACAAAGAUAUUCAUCGUUUUGAAAAGAUCAGCAAUAUCAUCAAGCAGUUUAAGCUCAGUUGUAAUAAAAUUGCUACUCAAUUUAAGAGUAUGCAAAUUAGACACUCGAGUUUCGCAGCCUAUAUAGAUGUUUUUACUCCAAAUACUUAUGUUAUGAUUGUUAUGUCAGAUGAGAGUGUUUUAUCGACUGCAACUUUAAUGAAUAUUUCUAAUGCAAGGAAACAGUUUGAAAAAUUAGAGAGAUCUGACCCGAGUGGCAGUCUUUUGAAUCACUAA